Messenger RNA from Sphenostylis stenocarpa, 1464 nucleotides. NCBI's taxonomy places the organism in Eukaryota, Viridiplantae, Streptophyta, Magnoliopsida, Fabales, Fabaceae. The record is from the annotation of a GenBank genome assembly.
AUGAACGAAUUUAAGCACUGCGAGACACAAGAUCAAGCGAGAAUUGAGAGAGAAAGAGCACGCGACACAGAAUCAAACACGAUGAAGCUCAGACUCAGAUCCUUGGAAUCCAAAGAAACCCUCAAAAUCAACGUCCCAAAUUCCUGUUCUCUGCAGGAACUCAUCGAUACCGUUUCUCAAACCAUCACCUCUUCUUCCUCUUCUCUGCACCUUUCCCUCAAUAGAAAGGACGAAAUCCGCGCCACUUCGCCGCACGACUCUCUUCACUCCCUUGGCGUUGCCGCCGGCGAUCUCAUCUUCUACUCUCUCAACCCCACCGCCUUCUCCCCCGAAGCCCUCCCCCAUAAGUCAGAAACCGCUUCCCGCGACGGACCCACCAUCCAAAAAUCGCCGAAAACCCUCGACGGCGAUGCCCCCUCCAUCCCCGCUCCGCAAAAGUCUCCGAAUUUGGACUCCACAGAGGUGGAAACCGUCGAAAUGAUUGAUGGGUCUGACGAGGCGGUGGUGGUGAGUACCAAUUCAGAGCCUUUCUUUGUGAGAAGGGUUCUUAAGGAAGCCCUCGGAGAAAACGUUAGUAAUUUCAAGCUGUUAGUGCUUACGGUUCACGGUGUGAUUCUUGAAUCCGGGUUUGUUAGAAUUGACAAGGACUCAGGUACGGCGGUUAGUGGUUUUCACCUUUUUGAUGAUUCUCAUUCGCCGUUUUCUUCGGUGAUAUCGUUGAGGUACACUCUGGCUGAUAUUCUGGCUAAUGGUGCUUCUCAUAGUGUGAAUUUGAAAUUUCAGACACUGGGGCAAUUUGUGAAUGUAUGUGGGUCGUUGUAUGAUGAUAAUGGGUCGAGGUUGCACAAUGUUUGUUUGGAUAGAUGUAAAUAUGUUAAGGCUUUAGAGUUGAUGCUGGCAAAUUCUGAAUCUAAGGGCAGUGUAAUUGACGGGGAUGAUAUUGUCUUUGGGAACGAAGUUUUUGAAAUGUGGAAGUUGGUAAAAGAUAGACUUGCACUGCCACUGUUGAUUGAUCUUUGUGAAAAGGCUGGGUUGGAUCUUCCACCCUGUUUCAUGCGGCUACCGAUGGAGCUUAAGAUCUUGAUUUUGGAGCGUCUUCACGGUAUUGAUUUGGCCAAUGUGGCUUGCACCUGUUCAGAGUUGCGAUACCUGUCCUCCAGCAAUGAGUUGUGGAAGAAGAAGUAUUUGGAAGAGUUUAGACAAGGAAGAGAUAUUAGAGGGUGGCUUUUCAAGGAUUUGUUUGGUGUCACCUGGCAAGCCAAAAAGAGGUGGCUUGGGGUUCCUUUUGGACGACGUGGAAUUACAAGAAACUUUAUUCUCCCACCCAAUCCUCUUAGACUGCCUCCUGCUCCAAUUCGGGGUGGAGAAUAUGGUAUGCAGCCAGUCUUCUGUGUUGCAUUCCCUAGAUAUCAACCAAGGCGGAUUAUCAUUCCCCCGUGUAUAUUGAGAGAUUUCAAUCCAUAA